AUGAGAGUGGGGGAAGUGAGGAGAGGUGGUGACUCACACCCGCCCACACAGGAGGGAAAGGAGGGUAUGGGAGAGGAGGGUAUGGGAGAGGAGGGUAUGGGAGAGGAGGGUAUGGGAGAGGAGGGUAUGGGAGAGGAGGGUAUGGGAGAGGAGGGUAUGGGAGAGGAGGGUAUGGGAGAGGAGGGUAUGGGAGAGGAGGAUAUGGGAGAGGAGGGUAUGGGAGAGGAGGGUAUGGGAGAGGAGGGUAUGGGAGAGGAGGGUAUGGGAGAGGAGGGUAUGGGAGAGGAGGAUAUGGGAGAGGAGGGUAUGGGAGAGGAGGGUAUGGGAGAGGAGGGUAUGGGAGAGGAGGGUAUGGGAGAGGAGGGUAUGGGAGAGGAGGGUAUGGGAGAGGAGGGUAUGGGAGAGGAGGGUAUGGGAGAGGAGGGUAUGGGAGAGGAGGAUAUGGGAGAGGAGGGUAUGGGAGAGGAGGGUAUGGGAGAGGAGGGUAUGGGAGAGGAGGGUAUGGGAGAGGAGGGUAUGGGAGAGGAGGGUAUGGGAGAGGAGGGUAUGGGAGAGGAGGGUAUGGGAGAGGAGGAUAUGGGAGAGGAGGGUAUGGGAGGAGGGUAUGGGAGAGGAGGGUAUGGGAGAGGAGGGUAUGGGAGAGGAGGGUAUGGGAGAGGAGGGUAUGGGAGAGGAGGGUAUGGGAGAGGGGGUAUGGGAGAGGAGGGUAUGGGCGAGGAGGGUAUGGGAGAGGAGGAUGGAACGUGCAAGGACAAGAGUCGCCUGGAGGGAGAUGGACGAGGGGAACGGUAG
Messenger RNA from Closterium sp. Yama58-4, 792 nucleotides. Lineage: Eukaryota; Viridiplantae; Streptophyta; Zygnematophyceae; Desmidiales; Closteriaceae. The record is from the annotation of a GenBank genome assembly.